This is a messenger RNA of Pyricularia oryzae 70-15, 2050 nucleotides long. RefSeq names its product RGS domain-containing protein. Gene Ontology annotation, biological process: intracellular protein localization. Gene Ontology annotation, cellular component: plasma membrane. Lineage: Eukaryota; Fungi; Ascomycota; Sordariomycetes; Magnaporthales; Pyriculariaceae. Bases 474 to 1568 code for a protein of 364 amino acids. The transcript is spliced from 3 exons. The record is from RefSeq and is a predicted model, not a curated record.
UAGCCCCUGUACAAGGCUAUUUGGUUCUUCCAGUUCGCCAAUCAGCCAAACGCGUGUCAAUCCUAACCACUUGGCAACCUUACUUUUGAGAUACCCAUGAUUCGCGACCAAUUCUGUUUCAAGCGAUUGUGCGGCUGAUAGCCUUGAAGAUUGGCCACUGAACAGAGGCACUGGCUACAGCUUCACAGCAUACAGUACGCAGAAAAUUUCCGCCUUGCUUGAGCUCCGCUCGUUUCCCCGGACGCAAUUGAUCGCUGAAUGAAGGCGUGCACGGCCCGCAGCCUGAACUUCUCGCAAACGCUACCCUAACUGUAGCAGCUCUUUUGCCUCGCAACCUCCAUCUCGUGCGAGGAAGAAGCUGGCUUUUCCGAUUGAAGCCAACAGGGAAGAGGGGAGAAAACCUGCCACUCAUCACCGGCAGUCUCACAAAAAGCUGGAGACGCAGGCUGCAUUGCUUGCAAUUCACGAUCGAGAUGGCCGAUUCGAUGUCAGGCACCCCGUCGCCUCAACCCGACAUAACCCGGGACAGGUUGCCGACGCUUUUCGAGGUUCUCAGCCGACGAACUUCGCCGCCAGUAGACCUCUUCUCCUUCUACAUAUACAUGCGAGACCAACAGAGAUCUGUGGACUACCUGGACUUCUGGCUUGAUGUUGCUCAACAUAUGACACUAUGCCGUCACUACGUACGCGAGCUGCGCCGUUCAGUUCUAGUCGGAACUCCCGAUGGCGAGAAAAUGUCUAAACGAUCAUCGGGCAUCUUGGAAAGCAUGGGUGGUCUGGAUCAUGGGGCUGGUCCAUCGCGGUUUGGACACAACACCGAGAAGACGAGGGAUCAGGAUGCGCAGAUGUCAGCCUUUCUCCGUGAUGAAGCUUCGCACGGAAUCCACGAUUCCCCUCAAAGCAGCCAGUCAAGGAAUGCUCGGCCAAGCGGGAGCACGCCUCGUGAUCUGACGACAGAUUCUAAUUCACCUAUGCAUGCCGUUGCCAGGGAGGACAUCCGGGCAUCUGCUGAGAAGAUUCUUUACACCUUCUUGCUACCUGGCGCAGAGCGUGAAAUCGUGCUUCCUGGCUCAAUCACGCAGGACGUCACAACCGCGAUCGAGGAGUUUGGCCGGGACGACCCCGAGGUUUUUGAUGUCGCUAAAGAUUACGUCUUCCAGGCGAUGGAAAGGGACGCUUUCCCCGGCUUCUUGCGUAUGAAGGCUUUGGGAAACCUUAUCCCGCCAACACUCAUCAUGAGACUGAUAUUGGGCAUGGUCUCAAUGUUUGGAGGCUUCUGGGCUGCUUUUGUCCUCAUCUUUCUGAACACGCCAUGGCAGGUCAGGCUUUGGCUCAUACUACCGUUCACUCUUGGAGUGUACAACCUUGCCUCCUACCAGUACUCCUUGGAUCCCAUCCUCGCUCUUCUUGGAUUUAGUGAAUACACCCCUUUCAACUUCUCUCGCGUCAGGGAGCCAUACGUUCGCAAGCUAUUGGCAAAGCGCUCUAUCAUGGUCCUUGCAACCACAAUCCUCGUCGAUGCAGCUUUGCUUGCAUUGUUCAUUGCGGUGCCCGGCAAGAGGCUUUAGUCGCGAGAAAUACGAGGCGACAAAUACCGCUCAAGAUUUUAUUAGCAAGGCGAAUGGGGACUUUGGCGUAAAGGGGCAUCGGAGACCAACAGAACAUUCAUGGGCUAUUUUUUUCAUUUGUUUUAUGAUCAUCGGCAUUGCUUUCUCUACCUAAUCACUUCAUUUAAUCGAUGCGGCAGGGCUACUCAGGAUACCUUUGGGGUUUGUGCAACUGGGCAACCUUUAUCAAGGGGUGGCUUUAGUAUGCAUCUGGAUUCUUUGAGCUGUUUUAACUCCCUUACGUUUGGUCAUAUAUUGUAUCAUCGCGAUUAGACUUUUAAUGAGGGUGUCUUCACUGUCAACGUCCGAUGGAGCACUCGUGCGUGAUGGGCUUGAAAUACAUGGCUUGCUGCAACAGUUGAAAUAUAAGCUGCGCCUCUGCCUCUAAACUUUCCUGUUCAUCCCAAGGCUAACUGUGGGCAGCUUUCAUCCAUGGGUAUUAA